This is a messenger RNA of Penicillium lagena, 1986 nucleotides long. RefSeq lists its product as uncharacterized. Lineage: Eukaryota; Fungi; Ascomycota; Eurotiomycetes; Eurotiales; Aspergillaceae. The record is from RefSeq and is a predicted model, not a curated record. Gene Ontology annotation, molecular function: protein binding. Bases 1 to 1986 code for a protein of 661 amino acids. The transcript is spliced from 3 exons.
AUGCUGACACCCACGUCCACCAGUAUCAUGCCCGAAACUACCCCAAGCCCGCUAUCGACUGUGCCGUUUAUGCGUGAUCCAGACUUUGUCAGUCGCGACACACUGCUUGAACAGAUUCGCGACAAAUGCUCGGUCGAAGGAUCCAGGAUAGCGCUUGUCGGUCUUGGCGGCGUUGGGAAAUCGCAACUUGCCAUCGAAUAUUCCUAUCAGGUCCGAAGUCUGUCGCGGGCGACAUGGGUGUUCUGGAUCCAUGCGAGUAACGCGGCCCGGUUUGAGCAAAGCUUCCGAGGCAUUGCGGACCAGGUGAAAAUCCCUGGGCGUGAGAAUCCCAAGACCAGCAUCUUCCAGUUAGUUGAGAAUUGGCUCCAGGAUGAACGGCGAGGGAAGUGGCUUGUUAUCGUGGAUAAUGUUGACGAUGAUGGGCUUCUUCAUCGGCUCCCCGCGUCAGGCCAGGAGGGCCAGAGGGACGGUCAGGAUCAUGUCAAUAUUCCGACAAAACCACUGUUCGAAUUCCUCCCGCGAGCUCUACAUGGUUCAGUCAUCGUCACGAGUCGGACGAAAGAAGUUGCGCUGAAAAUCGUCGAACACAAGGACCUCAUUGAGAUCAAACCGAUGGAAGGGUCUGAGGCGCUAGAACUCCUCCAAAAAAAGCUCAAGUCACCAGGUGAUCGUCAAGAGGCCCUUGAAUUGGUGGAAGAGCUCGAGUUUAUGCCACUAGCGAUCGUUCAGGCAGCCGGCUAUAUCAGCCACCGAGCACCACGUUUUUCGGUAUCGCAAUACCUGGAAAGACUUCGGAAUGGCGAUGCGAAGAGGCUUCUUGAAUAUGAGCCAGGCCAUCUGCACCGAGACUGGGAGGCGAAGAACUCCAUUCUAGUUACAUGGCGAAUAUCAUUCAACCAUCUCCGACAAAUCAAACAGUCAGCGGCAGACUUGCUCUCUCUCAUGAGCUUUUUCGACCGGCAGAGAAUUUCAGAAGACCUUUUGCGAGUGCAACACAGAAGAAACCAUUUGAGCUCAGAGGAUACCAAUAUUCCGUCUAGAUUGGACACGGAUCACGACUUCGAGGACGAUAUUGCAACCCUGAGAGCCCAUUCAUUCAUUUCCGUCGGUGAAGACGGCACUGUCUUCACGAUGCAUCGGCUGGUGCAGCUGGCUGCGCGUGCGUGGCUACAGGAUCAAGCACAAAUCGAGAAAUGGAAGGAACAAUUUAUCAGCAUUCUGUGCCACCAGUUUCCGACUGAUCCCUACUCUGAAAAUUCGGAAAGUUGGGAAAAGUGCCGCUGGCUCUUUCCACAUGUUAAAUCGGCGAUGUCCGAGCCGCCAGAGUCACCGGACGUUCAGCACCAAUGGGCAUCGCUCCUGUACAAUGGUGCAGGGUACGCGUGGCGAAGCGGAAAUCUUGCAGACGCGAGGGAAAUGGCAUCGAAGUCACUGGAACAGAACAGGAAACUACUAGGUGAGGAGGAUCUAGCAACCCUUGCCAGCACUGCGAUGCUAGCGAGAGUAUACUAUCUCCAAGGGCAACUAGAAGAGGCCGAGAAGCUCCAAGUGCGAGUGGUAGAGACUCGGAAGAGGCGGUUCAGCGAGGACCAUCCUCAUACGCUGAUGGCUAUGGGAAAUCUGGCAACGACGUAUAUGGAACAGGGUCGGUUGCGGGAGGCUGAGAAGCUCAGGGUGCAGGUGAUGGACAAAAGCAAGACGGUGCUCGGCGAGGACCAUCCUGAUACGUUAACAAGAAUGGGAAACCUUGCUGCGACAUAUAGGAAUCAGGGCCGGGAGAAGGAGGCUGAGAAGCUCGAAGUGCAGGCGAUGGUCAGCCUUGCUUUCACCUGGAAAUCAUCUGGCCGAGACCUUGAGGCUCUCAAUUUAUUGAGAGAAUGUAGCGCUAGGAUGGAAUCGGUCUUGGAGCCUCGUCACCGCUCUGCUGUCUCUAUUUCGGAAACUUUGCUGCAGUGGGAAAUGGAGGGGCUGAAUGCAGAUGCAUAG